AAAAUAUAAUAAAAUACCAAUCUAUUCCGUAUAUAAAACAAAAUUUCCUUUUACGAUAUAUCGCACCAAAUUUGGAGGAAAAUUUAUCGUUAAUCUUGCGCCGCGGUACCUGACAUUGCCAAUGACGUCAGCGAUUGAUCGCCAAGGCGGGACCUGAAUGACUAAGAUAGACCCGCCAUCUCCACGUGACCCCUUCGCUGCCACCCAUUCAACCGCUCCGGAGCUCCAGGGUUUGGAGAUGGAGAGACUACUUCACCAGACCCAGCCACCUCUUGACAGCGGCAUUCAACACUCAAAUAAAUGAAAUACUCACCCAUGGCCGCAACCUGAGAAAUAUAUUUCACUCAUCCUUCUUGUCACGCCAAAUUCAAGCUCCCUCUGGCGGCUCCAGGGCUAUAGUUGAUAUCUUCUCCAUUCCGAACUCAGUUAUCCGCUCAAUUUCAGCAAAUUAAGACUAUUUAUGUUACCCUGAGAAAAUGCCGGAAACCCUAGAUAGGUCCCCUUCACCAUCUCAUUCGCAACGAUCCGGUUCCCCGGCACCAGGAUCCCUCCCGCGGCAUGCUGUGACUGCCCGCCUUGCUUCCCCCAUCCCAUCGUCGUUCGAUGGCCCGGGACAGAGCCCCCGGUCAAUUCCACCUUCAAAUGGGCCUUCAGGAGAGCAGCUUACGCUUACUCCAGGGGCUCAUGCAGCCUCAUUCCAUGGCCCCGGCCAUUCCGCUUUAGCAUCAGCGUUACAGCGCGAUCCCGUACAGAGAAAACUCCCCGGGAACUCUCCUCCUCCUCCACCAGAUGCCGAUCCCUCUACGUUACCACUUAUAAAAUCAACUUAUGGGUCGUUCGAUGCCAGAUCUGGCAAAGACGGUGGCUCAGAUCAGGGUGCCGGGACGAUGGAAAACCCAGACAUCGUAAGGAGGCACUUGGUUCAACCGCACUAUGAUUCAGAUCACCGCAUGUCGGGGCAAGAUUCUAACUCUUCAAGAAAUGAUGGGGCAAAUGAGGAGUUCUCCAGUCUUCGGCUCCAGGGUGGUGAUAUUACAAGACCUAUCUAUAGAUGGGCAGAUGAACUAGCCGGACAGGCCAGCAAUGGGCAUCGUCGCAGGCGCAGUUUUGAUAUAGCUCGGCCAGAGCCGGAGAGCGAGGUCAUGGAUAUCAAUACGAUCAAGGUGCCUGGAGGUUUUCGGAGAGAUUUUCUCCGUCGGGUUGCUGCCCCUGGGGAUUCGCAGGCCAUUCACGCCGCUGAGCAAGGCGAACAGCAAAAUGGUAGACCUGUUCUCCUCACAAACAAUUUCUUAGAGUUUUUGACACUGUAUGGCCACUUUGCGGGAGAGGAGCUGGAAGAGGACGAUGAGGCCCUCGAACCGGAUGAGUACUUUGCUCCUGACUUGUGGAGUCGUCGAGAGUCUAUGACAGAUGAGGAUAGACGACUACUAGCGGAAGAGGAACCUCUGCUCGGCCCAGAGACUCCUGGGAAACGUCGCAGGCAUAAAGAACGUGCGAAGCAACCGAACACCACCUCGACGGGAGCGAUCCUUCUCCUUCUGAAAUCGUUCGUUGGCACUGGUGUUUUGUUCCUGCCAAGAGCGUUUAUGAAUGGAGGAAUGUUGUUCAGCUCCGUCGUACUGGUCUCCGUUUCGCUUCUUAGCUAUUACUGCUUUAUCCUCCUUGUCAACACACGACUGAAAAUCCACGGGUCAUUUGGUGACAUCGGCGGCGUACUUUACGGUAAAUAUAUGAGAUGGAUCAUUCUAGGGUCCAUCGUGCUCAGCCAGCUUGGUUUCGUGUCUGCAUAUAUUGUUUUCGUUUCCCAAAAUCUACAAGCGUUUGUUCUGGCUGUUAGCAAAUGCAAAACUUUGAUCGACAUCAAGUUCAUGAUCUUGAUACAAUUGGUUGUUUUCUUGCCGCUCUCCUUCAUCCGCGACAUCAGCAAGCUAGGCUUCACAGCCCUCGUUGCAGAUGUUUUUAUCCUAAUGGGCAUCAUAUACCUAUAUGCUUACGGCAUUGAGACGAUCAUCGACAACGGCGGCGUUUCUGACAUCAAGCAUUUCAACCCCAUGAGCUGGACGCUAUUUAUCGGUACCGCCAUUUUCACAUACGAAGGCAUCGGCCUCAUCAUACCCAUCCAGGAGUCCAUGAAGAAACCUCACAAGUUCCCUGGCGUGCUAGCCCUCGUAAUGAUUAUGAUAACUACCGUAUUCCUCUCGAUGGGCAUGCUUGGAUACGCCGCCUUCGGCUCCAAGACUGAAACCGUCGUCUUGCUCAACCUUCCCCAGGAUAGCAAGGUUGUAAAUGGGAUUCAAUUCCUGUAUUCCUUGGCGAUUCUUCUUAGCACCCCGCUGCAGCUGUUCCCCGCGAUCCGAAUCUUGGAGAACGAGCUGUUCACCCGCAGCGGCAAAUAUAACCCGGGCAUCAAAUGGAAGAAGAAUGGAUUUAGGUCUCUGCUCGUCGUUUUUUGCGCUCUUGUAGCGUGGGGCGGUGCAGCAGAUUUGGACAAAUUCGUUGCGCUUGUCGGGAGCUUCGCCUGCGUACCGCUGGUUUACGUCUACCCUCCUAUGCUCCAUCUCAAAGCCGUUUCGACAACCGCACGCCAAAAAUACGCGGACAUCGGCCUCGCAAUCUUCGGUGUGAUCGGAUGUGUCUACACAACCGCCCUGACUGUCUCAAACUGGGCCGCCAGCGAAUCUUCCGGAAGCCCUACUCAUUGUUCCGUGUGAUACUAAGACGGAAGUUCGAUGAAGAACGCUCCGACGAAUGAAAACCCUUUCUCGACAACGGAUCCCACCUAUUUCCACUGCCCACACCACACCGUCAUUCCCAUCCACCGGGUUUUAUUUAUCUCCUUAUUUAUUCAACUAGAGCACCCAAAUGGACAUGAAUACUUCUUAUGUUGUAGCGGUGCUGCACAGAAAUGUUCCUGAGAUUACUUUUGCAGCGAGAGCGCGAUUUCUUACAUAUUAUUUCUCCAUUUCUUCUAUCCGUUCGCAUAUAUAUAUAUAUAUAAAUACUACUUCACGAUUUUCACGGAGUUUAUUUCUAAUGAAGCGUUUCAAGCUCUGAAUUUCAUUCAUUUUUUGUCAGACCUAUCUGCCUUGCCAUGUAGCUAGCAAUUAAGCAAGCUUUACACCUUUCACUUUUUUCAAAUUUUCCCUCUAAAUUGCCCUCUUUUAAAUGUAUUAGAAUUUAUCUGGCGAAAAUUUGUUUUUGACGCAUAUGCAGAAAUCCUCAUUUGAUAUUCUGUGUAUGGAAGAAUAUGGAUAGACUUUUUAACUUCCAUCUGCUUGCUGCUUGUUCUAUUUUAUCUCAAUCACUUUUGUACAUACAUACAUGUGCUACUGUACAUAGCCAAACUCCAAAUCAGACAAAUAGUGCAUACGUACCAUACACCAACUUAUAUCUACAUGAGAAAGGCGUAGUUUCAAAAGAGAAAAGAAAGACUUCGCAUCCUC
Blastomyces dermatitidis ER-3 is the source of this 3443-nucleotide messenger RNA. RefSeq names its product amino acid transporter. The record is from RefSeq and is a predicted model, not a curated record. Gene Ontology annotation, molecular function: amino acid transmembrane transporter activity. The transcript is spliced from 2 exons. Bases 477 to 2711 code for a protein of 744 amino acids. Gene Ontology annotation, biological process: amino acid transmembrane transport. Lineage: Eukaryota; Fungi; Ascomycota; Eurotiomycetes; Onygenales; Ajellomycetaceae.